CUACGAAGAACGAGAUGGCCCCAGACGAGACUGAUUCUGCUGGUCAAGACCUGGUCAGCAGACCUCCAAAAUGUUCACCAAGGAAUGUUUUCAAUCGAAAAUUACUCGAAACCUUGGCCAUGGGUCAGGGUCUCUCCGCCUUCAUCUGCGGAACGGCAGUAACUUCUCAGUACCUGGCUACAGUUUACCAAGUCAACACCCCUAUGUUCCAGAGUUUCAUGAAUUAUGCGGUACUCUGUCUCACAUACACCACGGCGUUAAUCUUAAGAAAAGGUGAUGGAAAUAUUUUGCAGAUUUUAAAGACCAAAUGGUGGAAGUAUUUUUUGCUUGGCCUGGUUGAUGUGGAAGCAAAUUAUGCCGUAGUGAAAGCGUACCAGUUUACAACCCUAACCAGCAUACAGCUGCUGGACUGCUUUGUCAUUCCAGCUCUAAUGAUCCUGUCCUGGUUUUUCCUGAAGACCCGGUAUAGGAUAGUCCACUAUGUAGCUGUUUGUGUGUGUCUGGCUGGAGUCGGAGCCAUGGUUGGGGCAGACUUACUCUCCAAAAGAGACCAAGGAUCUACCUCUGAUAUUCUGCUCGGAGACGGUCUGGUGCUAGUCAGUGCCACUCUUUAUGCCAUCUCCAACGUGUGCCAAGAGUACACCGUCAAAAACCUGAGCCGGGUGGAGUUCCUAGGCAUGGUUGGCCUUUUCGGGACCCUCAUCAGUGGGAUACAGCUAGGUAUUCUGGAGCACAGUGCUUUACGUCAAAUGAAAUGGUCUUGGGAAAUCGCUCUGCUCUUGUCUGGAUAUGUCGUGUGCAUGUAUGCUCUCUACAGCUUCAUGCCAGUGGUGGUAAAGCUGACCAGUGCCACGGCCGUCAACCUCUCUCUACUUACUGCAGACCUCUUCAGUCUCUUUUGUGGCCUGUUCCUGUUCCAGUACUCUUUCUCUGUACUCUACAUCGUCUCAUUAGUGACAAUUAUCGUGGGCUUCAUCAUGUACAAUUCUGUUCCUACACUGACCCUAAACCCUGAACUGGCCUCUGAUGAAGAGGAGGGAGGACAGGACAACCCCGCCCUGGUCUUUGAUGAUGAGGGCAACCAGGAUUCUGUCAUUGAUGUCGUGUCUGACGAUCUGGAGAAGAGGAAUGGAGAAAAAGAAGAGCGGCAUUUCCACAGGAACCCUCAUAUCCAUUCUGAAGUAAAUCCAGCGACAUGCGAAACGGAACACGGCGUUAAGCUGUAACCCACAUCAACCAGGCGAAUUUCCACGUAUGCGUAUGAUCCUACUGGAGCUCAUCGUGUUAGGUACAAAUGUUGCGAAAGAAGGGAAGAAUAGUACUAAAUAAACAAAGUGUACUCUUUUCCCCAGCACGAGGCAUAGACU
Molecule: messenger RNA, 1367 nt
Organism: Chanos chanos (milkfish)
Lineage: Eukaryota; Metazoa; Chordata; Actinopteri; Gonorynchiformes; Chanidae
Gene: slc35f2l
Product: info solute carrier family 35 member F2, like
Exons: 8
Coding region: 15-1226 (403 amino acids)
Biological process (GO): transmembrane transport
Cellular component (GO): membrane
Molecular function (GO): transmembrane transporter activity
Source: RefSeq, a predicted model, not a curated record